Molecule: messenger RNA, 2724 nt
Organism: Psammomys obesus (fat sand rat)
Lineage: Eukaryota; Metazoa; Chordata; Mammalia; Rodentia; Muridae
Gene: Hbp1
Product: HMG-box transcription factor 1
Exons: 12
Coding region: 180-1727 (515 amino acids)
Biological process (GO): regulation of transcription by RNA polymerase II
Cellular component (GO): nucleus
Molecular function (GO): DNA-binding transcription factor activity, RNA polymerase II-specific; protein binding; RNA polymerase II cis-regulatory region sequence-specific DNA binding
Source: RefSeq, a predicted model, not a curated record
UGGUCUUAAUUGAAUAAACUACCUGUCCUGAAGACUCUGAGAAAGAAAACAGUCCCAUUCAGUGUUCAGAGUCCUGCUUUCCUCAUCCAUAAUGUUCACACAGCUGUUUUGAGUAACUAAAAUGGGAGGAAGUAUGUGGCAGUGCUCUGUAGGGAGGGGGGAAGUCGGAACACCAUAACAUGGUGUGGGAAGUGAAGACAAAUCAGAUGCCUAAUGCAGUACAGAAACUCCUGCUGGUGAUGGACAAGAGAGCUUCAGGAAUGAAUGACUCAUUGGAGUUGCUGCAGUGUAAUGAGAAUUUGCCAUCCUCCCCAGGAUACAACUCCUGUGAUGAGCACAUGGAGCUAGAUGACCUUCCUGAACUUCAGGCUGUUCAAAGUGAUCCUACCCAAUCUGCCAUAUACCAGCUAAGUUCAGAUGUAUCUCAUCAAGAAUACCCAAGACCAUCCUGGAGCCAGAAUACCUCAGACAUACCAGAAAAUACUCACCGUGAAGAUGAGGUGGACUGGCUAACAGAAUUAGCAAAUAUUGCCACUAGUCCACAAAGUCCACUUAUGCAGUGCUCCUUUUAUAACAGAUCAUCUCCUGUACACAUCAUAGCUACCAGCAAAAGUUUACAUUCCUAUGCACGCCCACCACCAGUGUCCUCUUCUUCAAAGAGCGGGCCAGCCUUCCCUCAGGACCACUGGAAGGAGGAGACACCAGUAAGACACGAAAGGGCAAACAGUGAGUCGGAGUCGGGCAUUUUCUGUAUGUCCUCCCUGUCAGAUGAUGAUGAUCUGGGCUGGUGCAAUUCCUGGCCAUCGACGGUUUGGCACUGCUUUUUGAAAGGCACACGACUGUGCUUCCAUAAGGAAAGCAAUAAGGAAUGGCAAGAUGUGGAAGACUUUGCUAGAGCCACAGGCUGUGAUAAUGAGGAAGAGAUCCAAAUGGGCACUCACAAGGGUUAUGGUUCUGAUGGUCUAAAGCUGUUAUCCCAUGAAGAGAGUGUGUCAUUUGGUGAGUCUGUACUGAAGUUGACAUUUGAUCCUGGUACAGUAGAAGAUGGCUUGCUUACUGUAGAGUGUAAGCUGGACCACCCUUUCUAUGUUAAAAAUAAAGGUUGGUCGUCAUUUUAUCCAAGCCUGACUGUGGUGCAGCAUGGCAUUCCAUGUUGUGAGAUUCACAUUGGUGACGUUUGUCUACCUCCUGGACACCCUGAUGCCAUUAAUUUUGACGAUUCAGGUGUUUUUGAUACAUUUAAAAGCUAUGACUUCACACCCAUGGACUCUUCUGCAGUUUAUGUUUUGAGCAGUAUGGCUCGUCAGCGUCGUGCAUCUUUGUCUUGUGGAGGACCUGGUACUGGUCAAGAGUUCGCGGGAAAUGAAUUCAGUAAAAGCUGUGGUUCACCUGGAUCAUCACAGCUCUCUUCUAGUUCUUUGUAUGCUAAAGCUGUCAAAAGCCACAGCUCAGGGACUGUGAGUGCCACUUCUCCUAAUAAGUGCAAAAGACCAAUGAAUGCCUUCAUGCUUUUUGCCAAAAAAUACAGAGUUGAAUAUACUCAGAUGUAUCCAGGGAAAGAUAACAGAGCCAUUAGUGUGAUCCUUGGUGACAGGUGGAAAAAAAUGAAGAAUGAGGAAAGGAGGAUGUACACAUUAGAAGCAAAGGCUUUGGCCGAAGAACAAAAGCGUUUAAAUCCUGACUGCUGGAAAAGGAAAAGAACCAAUUCAGGCUCUCAACAGCAUUAAACCUGAUGCUUGUGUCUGUAAGUCUGCAUUCACACAAGUACCAACUCUGGACGGAAAAGCUUGGAAGACUUUGGUCUCACCAUUUGUCCUACAUUUGUGUGACCAUAAGAUGCUAAGAGCAUUGAGUCUUGAAAUGAUUUAAUGGGUGAGGAUUUGCUUUCUCCAUUAGAGCAUUAAGUAAGCUACAACUAUCAACAUUGUAAACCAAAUUGCCUUAUUUUCCUUCCAAACUUCAUAUACGUCUAUCAGGUAAUAUAGGCUUGAAAAUUGAUAUCCUGUGGUGCUAAAGUACAGUAGAGAGAUGUGUAUACAUGUUUUAUUUUAAAUUGUACGAAGGGGAAUUUAAAAAUAUGUAACUGCUGUUUAUACACCGGCUCCUUACUGCUUAUUAAUCUGUAUUGUACCCACGAUAUCAGGAAUGAAGCAGACGCUGGCCUUUCCAUGAAUAGCCACCACAUGGCCCAGCAUCUGUGCCAAACACAGUCGCUUCUAGUCUGGCCAGUGCCAAGAGACAACAUAGCAUGGCAGGUGGAUGGUGUCAUUGUCCCAGCUAAAAGAGCCACCUGCUUCAGGCACCACCGGCAUGUGCUGAGUGGACGCACCAGGGGGCAGCCUGCCUCCACGGGUUCCAUUGGGGGCCAAGCCCAGCCAAGGUGCAGUUGGUUAAUAGCAUUGGGACAGUCACUCUAAUGGUGCUGUUGACUCUCUCCUCAGCCACACAGCUUACAUCUGUGCCGUCAUCGUCUCUAUGGUGGGGGCAGACUUUGCACUUUACCUCCCUCCAGCUUCUGAGAUAGAGCAAGGACUGCAGCAGGUGAACUGCUUUUGCUCUGAGCUACAAUCAUGGCUUCUCAUGUUACUUACCAAGUGGUAUUUUUGGUUAGGAAUCACAGCUGUAAAGUUGAUUUCAGUUCAUUACACUUCUUAAACAUGUUGCCCUCAAUUUUGCACACUAUAUUCUUGUAUAUUAUUUCAAAUAAAAUGAAAAAAAAAUCUG